Messenger RNA from Astyanax mexicanus (Mexican tetra), 1352 nucleotides. RefSeq names its product nitric oxide synthase interacting protein. The coding region runs from base 122 to 1048 and encodes 308 amino acids. Lineage: Eukaryota; Metazoa; Chordata; Actinopteri; Characiformes; Acestrorhamphidae. The record is from RefSeq and is a predicted model, not a curated record. The transcript is spliced from 10 exons. Gene Ontology annotation, cellular component: nucleus. Gene Ontology annotation, molecular function: ubiquitin protein ligase activity.
AGUACUUUAUUUUUAUACCUCUGAUGUAAAAACAGUCUAAAUACUGAUAAAUUGACGUCUACUAUCCCGCUACCUCGAGCUACAGUUGAAGAGCGCACUGUUUCACCCCUGAAAACCAAACAUGACCCGACACGGGAAGAACUGCACUGCGGGAGCUGUGUACACCUACCACGAGAAGAGGAAAGAUACAGCUGCUUCUGGAUAUGGAACUCAGAGUGUGCGCCUGGGGAAAGACGCGAUUAAAGAUUUCGACUGUUGCUGCCUCUCAUUACAGCCCUGCAGAGACCCGGUUGUAACUGAAGAUGGAUUCCUCUAUGAAAGAGAGGCAAUACUGGAGUACAUUCUCCAUCAGAAAUUGGAUAUUGCUAAGAAGAUGAAGGCCUACGAGAAGCAGAAACAGGCUCUGAAGAGUGAGGGACAGCUGGAGUCCUGCUCAGAGGAGAGGGAGAAAGUAGAGAAGUUCAAGAAAAGAGAGGGCAGCAUUGUCUCCAAACCAAUCAAUCCUUUUAUUUCAGGUCAGACUAAAGAGGCACCAUCCCCUAGUGGCUCUGUUGGCUCCUUGAUCAGUUCCUCCAGCUCAGCUUCAGCAGCAGGCGAGUCCAGCUCCUCAUGCUCUCUGCCCAGCUUCUGGAUUCCCAGCCUGACUCCAGAGGCUAAACCCACCCUCUUAAAGAAACCGUCAAAGACAGUGACCUGUCCCAUGUCAGGCAAAUCUGUGAAGAUGAACGAGCUGAUUACUGUGCGUUUUACUCCACUGGACCCAAGUCUGGACAGAGUGGCCCUCCUCACACGUCAGGACAGAUACGUGUGUGCAGUGACCAAAGACACACUGGGUAACUCGGUGCCCUGUGCAGUGCUCAGACCCUCUGGAUCUGUGGUCACUCUGGAGUGUGUGGAGAAGCUAAUACGGAAGGACAUGAUGGACCCAGUGUCAGGAGACAAACUGAAAGAGAAAGACAUCAUAGUCCUACAAAGGGGUGGGACAGGCUAUGCUGCCUCUGGAGUGGAUCUUUGUGCUAAGGAGGCCAGACCUGUCAUGCAGGCCUGAGAGGACAGCUGUGGAGGAUAUAUACUGGAGUUUUAAAGCUGUAUGUAGUAUUACCAUAUAUGUUGUUGUAUGUUUGAGCACAGGUCAGAUUAUUGUGAUAAGACAAUGUAGUUAGUUGUCAAUUUGUGUAUUCCCCCCCCCCCUUGCAUUUCCAUUUACAUGGUAUAAAACACAAACUGAAAAAUUUAUUCAACUGCACAUUCUUGCUUUUUACUUUCUGUUUUGUUGAGAUAAGCAUAAUGCAAAGAGAACUGUCAUCAUGUCUAUUUUUUGUAAAAUAAAACCUUUAAUUUACAAACGUCAA